UGUGCGUGUGUGCGCCAUUUGGGGAGCGCCGUCAUGGAAACGCGGGCAGGAAAUCAGCGCUGCCAAAAUCCCCAUUCCUGGGAUACUCAUUAAAACCAUUUUUUAAUAAAAGAAGCUUUCUGCUGGAAAUAAGAGCCGACUGGAGACACACUCACACACCCUGGGAUCAUUUGUGUGUAUUAAACCUGCUGGAUUUCUCACAUCUCUAUAUUUAAACUCCUUAUUGUUGGUGGAUCUACUUCAUUUUUGUCGGGUUUUUUUUUUUUAUUUCCCCCCCGACUUGUGUUUCAGGACGUUUUCAGUGACGUCCAGAGGUUUUGUUUAAUCUUAAUCAGUAUUGAUGAUGUGUUUAAAUAGCAACACGACAUGUAGAUGAGGAUAAACAAAGGAGAAGACGAGAUGUUCCAGCGUUUCUGCUCAUUUCUCACAGUGUGACUGCAGGACGUUCUGCGUCUCCGUUGUGCGCUUCUUUAUUAUAGGGGAAUUUAUUAUAGAAGAGAAAAAGAAAAAAAAAUGAGUCCGGAUUUGUUAAGCUGAGCUCUUUUUGGAGGUUGUGGAAAUCGUUUAGAAUUCCAUCUCGUUUUUUUAUCUCGUUUUUUUUGUGUGUGUAAAUGGAGAAAAUGGACAGCGAGGUAUUCACACCUCAGCUUGAGCAAUUUCUGCUCACUCCUCUGGUGGCAUGGGUGAAAACGGUGGUCCAGCCAAGCCUGAGCGACCCAAGCAGUCUUUCCCUGUACAUGGAGUUAGUGGAUGGUUGCUACCUCAAUGAGGUCAUGCUGAGGAUAAAUCCCAAAGCUUCCAGCCAGAGAGUGAACAAGAAAGUGAACAAUGACGCAGUGUUGCGUGUCCAGAAUCUGUCCAUCCUCAUACGCCACAUCAAAACAUACUAUCAGGAGACCCUGCAGCAGCUGGUGAUGAUGCCUUUGCCCAACGUGCUGGUGCUCGGCAGAACGCCGCUCACUGAGCAAGGCCUGGCUGAGGUGAAGAAACUGCUCCUGCUGCUGCUCGGGUGUGCUGUUCAGUGCGAGGAAAAGGAAGAGUACAUCGAGAGGAUCCAGACGCUGGAUUUUGACACGAAAGCGGCCAUCGCGUCUCACAUUCAGGAGGUCACUCAUGAUCAAGAGAAUGUUCUGGACAUACAGUGGCUUGAAGGGGGAGAAUCUCCACCUGAGGAUCUUGACUCGCUUUCCAGAAACCUGGCUUUCCAUCUCAGACGCCUGGUGGACGAGAGAGAUGAGCAGCUGGAGACGAUCGUGGAGAUGACCCAGGAGAGAGACUGCGGUCAGUGUGCUCCUCCUCCUUCUCUGCCACCCUGCGCCCAGUCCCCUGGUGACUCACCCAACAUGCGGCGCACCGAGAGCAGGCAGCACCUCAGUGUGGAGCUGGCAGACGCCAAGGCCAAGAUCCGACGCCUCCGCCAGGAGCUUGAAGAGAAAAGCGAGCAGUUACUGGACUGCAGGCAGGAGCUGGAGAACCUGGAGAAAGAGCUGAAGAGGAUCCAGCAGGAGAACCAGCAGCUGCUGUCUGAGGCGCGCUCUGCGAGGGCGUACCGCGACGAGCUGGACGCUCUGAGGGAGAAGGCCAUCCGGGUGGACAAGCUGGAGAGCGAAGUGAGCCGUUACAAAGAAAGACUCCACGACAUUGAGUUUUACAAAGCCAGAGUCGAGGAGCUGAAGGAGGACAAUCAGAUCCUGCUGGAGACCAAGACUAUGUUGGAGGACCAGCUGGAAGGCUCUAGGGCUCGUUCAGAUAAACUACACGAGCUCGAGAAGGAGAAUCUGCAGUUCAAAGCCAAAAUCCAUGACAUGGAGAUGGAGCGAGACAUGGACAGGAAGCGUAUCGAGGAGCUGCUGGAGGAGAACCUGACGCUGGAGAUGGCUCAGAAACAGAGCAUGGACGAGUCCCUGCACCUCGGAUGGGAGCUGGAGCAGCUUUCCAAAACCACACCCGAGGUCACUGAGGUUCCUCAGAAGUCUCUGGGCCACGAGGUGAAUGAGCUGACAUCCAGCCGCCUCCUGAAGCUAGAGAUGGAGAACCAGGCACUACUGAAGACGGUGGAGGAGCUGAAGGGUCGCGGUGAGGCCGAAACACGCCUCCUCAAGGCUGAAAAGGAGAACCAGAGACUCAGCCUGAAGCUGGAGCAGCUGGAGAACGUGGCGCAGUCAGACAGGGAGAGUCUGCGCAGUGCUGAGACCCUGAGCUCAGACCUGAUGAAGGAGAAAUCUCAGCUGCAGAAAACCCUGGAGACUCUGAGGGAGAACCUGGAGAGACAGGUGAAGGGGCUUGAGCAGGAGAACAAGCACUUAAACCAGACCAUCAUGUCCCUCAGGCAGCGCUCUCAGGUCAGUGCUGAAGCCCGGGUCAAAGACAUAGAGAAGGAGAACCGCGUCCUACACGAGUCCAUCAAAGAGACCAGCGGCAAGCUCAACAAGCUCGAGUUCGAGCGCAAGCAGCUCCGUAAAGACAUGGAGUACUACCAGGAGAAAGCUGAGAAGACAGAAGAGCUUGAGACGGAGGUCCAGCGCAUGGAACGCGAGAACGAGGGUCUGCAAAAACGUGUGGCAAGCCUCGGGAUCACCUGCGAGAAGGUGGACGCCUUGGAAAAGGAGAACGCUGAACUGGAGGCAGAGAGCAGAAGGUUGAAGAAGAAGAUCGAUGGGUUGAGGAACGCAUCCCUGCAGCUGGAAGCAUUAGAGAAAGAGAAUGCCCAGCUGGAAGAGGAGAACCUGGAACUGCGGCGUACAGCUGAGAGUCUGAGAUCCGCGGGAGCCAAAGCCGCUCGACUGGACCAGGAGAACCGAGAGCUGGAGAGCGAGAAGAAUCAGAUGCAAAGAAACCUGGAGCUGCUGAAAGCUUCAUCCAAGAAAACCGAACGCCUUGAACUCAGCUACCAAGGUCUGGACUCUGAGAACCAGCGACUCCAGAAAGCUCUGGAGAAUAGCAGGCGUAAAAUCCAACAGCUGGAAGGAGAGCUCCAGGACCUGGAGAGCGAGAACCAGAGCCUUCAGAGAAGCCUGGAGGAGCUGAAGAUCUCCAGCAAGCGUCUGGAGCAACUGGAAAAAGAGAACAAAGUGCUGGAGCAGGAGAGCUCACAGCUGGAGAAAGACAAGAAGCAGCUGGAGAAGGAGAACAAGCGCCUGAGACAGCAGGCUGAAAUCAGAGACUCCAAACUAGACGAGGAUGGUCAGAGGAUCUCGCAGCUGGAGAAGGAAAACCGUGUGCUGAGCAAGGAAGUCAGCACCCUGCAGGACUCCUAUAACCGUGUCAAAGAUCUCGAGAGGGACAACAAGGAGCUGGUAAAGCAAGCCACCAUUGACAAGAAGACACUGGCCACACUCCGAGAGGAGCUGGUGAGCGAGAAACUGAAGAGUCAGCAAACGAUUAACGAUCUGGAAAAACUGACACACGAGCUGGAGAAGAUGGGCCUGAAUAAAGAAGGACUGCUUCAUGAUGAACAGAGCUCUGCUGCAAGGUUCAAGCUGCUGGAGUCGAAGCUGGAGUCCACGCUGAAGUCCUCUCUGGAGAUUAAAGAGGAGAAGAUCGCCGCCCUGGAGGCCAGAUUGCAGGAGUCUUCCAACCUUAACCAGCAGCUUCGACAGGAACUCAAAACAGUGAAGAAGAACUACGAGGCUCUUCGUCAGAGGGAAGAGGAGGAGCGCAUGGUGAACAGCUCGCCCUCUAGAGGAGGGGAGGACUCACAGAGCGUCAGGAAAUGGGAAAAGGAAAGUCAUGAAGCCACUCGAGAGCUGCUGAAGGUCAAAGAUCGACUCAUAGAGGUGGAGAGGAACAAUGCCACUCUUCAGGCGGAGAAGCAGGCACUGCGUACACAGCUGAAGCAGCUGGAGACUCAGAGCAAUAACCUCCAGGCUCAGAUCCUGGCGCUGCAGAGACAAGCAGCCUCACUGCAGGAGAACAACACAGCACUACAGACUCAGAACGCUAAACUCCAGGUGGAGAACUCGACGCUGAACUCUCAGAGCGCGGCGCUCGUAGCUCAGAACGCUCAGCUACAGAGUCAGCAGUGCAGUGCAGAGAGCGAGCGAGACGGCGCAGUGCGGGAACGUGAGGAGCAGCGAUCCACCUACGAGCUUCUGCUGAGGGAUUACGAGAAGCUAACGGCUCUGCACGAGCGCCAGGCAGCCGAGUACGAAGCUCUGAUCGGCAAACACGGAGGGUUGAAGAGCGCACACAAGAGCCUGGAAGUGCAGCACCGAGACCUGGAGGACAGGUACAACCAGCUGCUAAAGCAGAAGGCACAGCUGGAGGAGCUGGAGAAGGUUUUGAAGGCUGAGCAGGAGAAGAUGUUGUCAGAGAACCAGAGCCACCAGGCCACAGCGGCCGAGUAUCACAAACUGAAGGAAGAAAACGACAAGUUGAACACGACGUACCAACAGCUGCUGAAAGAUAACGAGGGCCUGCAAGCCGACCACAAGAACCUAAAGAGCCAGCUGAACGCUGCUAAACUGGAGCAGACGCGCCUGGAGGCCGAGUUCUCCAAGCUGAAAGAACAGUACCAACAGCUGGAUAUCACCUCCACCAAACUCACCAACCAGUGUGAGUUGCUGAGUCAGCUGAAAGGGAAUCUGGAAGAAGAGAACCGUCACCUGCUGGACCAGAUCCAGACCUUGAUGCUGCAGAACCGGACCCUGCUGGAGCAGACCAUGGAGAGCAAAGACCUGUUCCACGUGGAGCAGAGACAGUAUAUAGACAAACUAAACGAGCUGAGGAGACAGAAGGAGAAGUUGGAGGAGAAGAUCAUGGAUCAGUAUAAAUUCUAUGACCCCUCACCCCCCAGGAGAAGGGGCAACUGGAUCACGCUGAAGAUGAAGAAGCUGAUCAAGCCGAAGAGCCGCGAGCGAAUGCGUUCCCUCACCCUCACGCCAUGCCGCUCUGAGUCCAGCGACGGCUUCCUGACGGCUCCUCAGGACAGUCAAGACAGCUCGUCCAUGGGCUCUGGGUCACUCGACGACCCUCUGAGUCAAAAGAGGAGCGGCACACUGAAAAAGCUGCCCUUUAUGAGGAACAGGUCCAAGGACAAAGACAAAGUGAAGGCCAUCUAUCGGCGCUCCAUGUCAAUGAACGAUCUACUGCAGUCCAUGGCAUUAGCUGGUGCUGGUCAGUGGAGCGGAAGUACGGAUCACCUGGAGGCCCCUGAGGACCCGGUGUGUGCGGGUGGGAGCCAGAGAAUGAAGGAGCUGGCAUACUCCACAACGGCUAUUGACUACACCACCCUCAGCAACAAGCACAAGCUCAAGAACAAAGAUAACGUCUCCUGCGAGGACGUCACUCCAACCUCUUCAGAUGAGCAGAGUGGCGUUCGAAGCCAAGGUGCGCUGAACGGCAGCGUGAGCAGACCUCAGAGCGAGAGCAGUGGGGAGUUCAGCCUCAGUCUGGACGCAGAGGUUUGGUCAAGCGAAAGCAGCCCGGUGCAGAGGUCAGCGCAACACAGCCAGAGGAGGAGGAGCAGCUCUCACGCCAACGAGUCUGGCAGCCAGGACAACAUGAGCGCAGAAUCUCCACGUCUAACCAGAGCGUCUGAUCCUGUGCAGAAGGAGCGCACCAAGGGGCGGGGAAUCCUGCGGUCUGCCAGCGGAAAGGCCACGCCCACCGAGCCCAAAGCAGGCCGACCGAGCCUGCGUAAGGCCGAGAGCACUCGGGUGAAGGGCCCCAGUCAGCCCAGGUUAGGCCUGAGUGCUCAGGCAAAAGCAACAUCUGUGUGCGAGCGCCUGGAUGCCUCGUCCUCUUCCUCCGGUCUUCCUCGUGCCAGCAGUGUCAUCUCCACAGCCGAGGGCAGCACGCGCCGAUCCAGCGUCCACGACAUGCUGGCCAAGGACGCACGCGAGCCUGUCUCUGUGGAUCCGUCACCCUCGAAGAGUCAGGCUGCAUCCAGUGAGUACCCAAAACCCCUGCCCAAAUCGGCCAGCGUGCCCUGCACCGGCCGUGUCCCAAACGCAGACGACCCCGAGCUGUCCACUCUGCAGGAGUUCUUGGGCCCCUCCUUCACCGUAGAGUCCGUCUUCCUGGACUCCAUCUUUAGCGAGCCAGCGUUUUCCAGCAGCACCAGGAACCAGGCCUUCCUCUCACUCAAUACGUCACUCGUUAGUAACAUCAGCGGCCCGCCCCUCAAACCCAAACCCAAUCACAGUCACAAUCAGCAGAACGACAGCAAGGUAGAUGGGCGGGGCAAAGAUAAUAAUCCUGACCAAUCCGCUCCCUUGAGUUCAGAGGACAGCCAAUCGCUCUGGUACGAAUACGGCUGUGUGUAAACCUGCGGGACCAUGUGACCUCAUUUCCUGUCUGGUGACGGUCGAGCACCUGCAUGAACCCGUGCUUCCUUAUCCAUUUAUUUGGCUUUAUUUGUGUUUUGUUGCUGACUCAUCACCGCACCCACCCUCGCUCUCGCCCUGUCUUUGGUUCUGAUUACGUACAAAUCCCUCUGUUGGACUUGUUGAAUGUCUGCAUGCUUAUUAUGUCUCAUGUCCUGCAAUUCCGUGUUCCUUUGUUGAGAUGUACAAUAAUCAUCCUGCCAUGAUUAUUCUAUAAGGAUCACAAAAUGGAAAACUUUUUAAAAAUUUUUUUUUAUUUUAUCAUUUCAUCUUCCUCCUAAUUUAUAUUGUAAACUCUGACUACAUUUUGCUUGUUCACAAAAAUCCAAAAGAAACCUGAUCUACUUUGAUAUUUAAAUAAAGCAAUUAGGCUUGUGGAGCAUGUCCCAUGAUGCUCUUUUCUUAUCGAGAUUAUUUGAAGCACUAACACGUGUCCACUUACUGAUUCGUUUCUUCUAACCUGCUAGAUUUCCUGGCUGUUAUUCUAUUUCAUUUUUUUGAGGUUGUGAUUUAUUCAUGCCUAUUAUUCGGGGCUUGGUAUCUGGGACGGUGUUACAUAAACGGGUCUCACACAAUCAUGGCUGAGUCAUUGUCUCGCUUUCCCUCCCCUCACGCCGUCAAUCCCUUGAUUCCAUUCCGAUUGCUUCAGUCGAAAAGAAGCAAUGACGUCACGCUGAUUUUGUUUUCUUCCCUGUUUUUGUUUGCUUCUUGCUGUGCGAUCGAGCUGUCAGCUGAGGUUUAACCACAUUCCUAACGGCUUUACACACUCGGCCCAAAACUUGGAUCGACGUAGCAACUAUCUAUUAAUUCUUUUAUUAUUUAAGGCCAAGGAAAGUUUAACUUUGAUCAUUUCACUGAUUUUAUAAAAGCAAACAGUGAACAAUAAAUAAUAUUAAAAGCUCUUCAGUGGGACAUAAUCACGUUAAAUCUAAAUGAAUCGCUUGGCCGAAAAAAAAAUGAGCUCAAACGAUAAAAAGACAAACAAAUGACCAUUCAAAUUUUUGUUGCAACACAAAUCAAAGUGC
Tachysurus vachellii is the source of this 7351-nucleotide messenger RNA. RefSeq names its product coiled-coil domain containing 88Ab (gene ccdc88ab). The transcript has 30 exons. NCBI's taxonomy places the organism in Eukaryota, Metazoa, Chordata, Actinopteri, Siluriformes, Bagridae. Gene Ontology annotation, molecular function: dynein light intermediate chain binding; microtubule binding. Gene Ontology annotation, cellular component: cytoplasm; centrosome. The coding region runs from base 612 to 6266 and encodes 1884 amino acids. The record is from RefSeq and is a predicted model, not a curated record. Gene Ontology annotation, biological process: cytoplasmic microtubule organization; cytoskeleton-dependent intracellular transport.